GAUCCUCGCGGGAUUUCAGUUCGGCUCUCUCGGUUCGGGCUCUGUGGGUGUGACGAGAAGAAGGAUGACUGCGCUUCAGUAGUUUCUGAUCCGGAACUAGUUUUUUUCAGGAAACCCGGAAGGAGUAGGUGGCGCGCGCGAAGCGUGUUCCUUGUUCUGGCUUGGAGGACUGCGAGGCGAGCGAGCCGUGCUCCAGAUGCUCUCCAAGUUCUUGACUAUGGAGUAUUUGGUUCAUCCUGGUACACUCAGCUUGGCUGCUGGAGUUGCUUGUGGCAUGUGCCUGGGCUGGGGCCUCCGGAGCCACCUUGGGAUGUACCCCCAGAACUCAGCAAGUGAGACAAACAGAGACACAGAGACUGGAACUGAAGCAAGCAUCUUGGGAGAGAGUGGGGAAUACAAAAUGAUUCUUGUGGUUCGGACUGACUUAAAGAUGGGGAAAGGGAAGGUCGCUGCCCAGUGUUCUCAUGCUGCGGUUUCUGCCUACAAGCAGACUCAGAGGAGAAGCCCUCAAGUGCUCAAAGAGUGGGAGUACUGUGGCCAGCCCAAAGUAGUGGUCAGAGCUCCUGAUGAAGACGCCCUCAUUCAGUUACUCACCCAUGCAAAAGCCUUGGGACUGACUGUAAGUUUAAUCCAAGAUGCUGGACGUACUCAGAUUGAACCAGGUUCUCGAACUGUCCUGGGAAUUGGGCCAGGACCAGUAGAACUAAUUGAUGAAGUUACUGGCCACCUAAAACUUUACUAGAUAAGCUUUUGCUUGAUGGUGAUUCUGUCCGAAGACUGGAGCCUGUCAGUAACAAUAAAUGCUUAAUUCUUGUCCCACUUUAAAAUCUGUUCCCAUGUUCCUCUACCAUGUACUGGACCAUUAAUAUCGUGAGCUUACAAUGCUAUUGAUGGAUUAGGGGGAUGGGUGCCUCAGUGAUUCAGGGCAUUUGUUCCUCUUGCAAAGGAUGCUGGUUCAGUUUCCAGUGUCUGGAUGUCAAUUUACAACCAUCCAGUUCCAGGGAAUCUAACACUCUCAAUCACAAGGUAUGCACAGCAUACAUUUAUACAUGAAGGCAAACCCUCAAAAAUCCAGAGAAUACAUAAAUACAAAGUUAAGUCUCAAGAAUAAAAAUACAUUCUCUAAAUGCUCCUGCAGAAUGAUAGGGUCUUAAACGGAUUGGAAGAGAGACAGUGCUCAUGAUGACAUCCGGGUGAGAAGGGCUGCGUUUCCCAUGUACAGUUAGGCCUAUACUGAUUACUCUUCUCAAACCACGCUGCUGUCCUUGCCUUUUUGGGGAUCUGGUUCAAAAAAUCAUAUUGGAAUUUUUCCUGCUGCUACUUUUUGAAUGACUGUUAACCUCUUUUUAUUAUUAACAGGCCAUUGCAUAGACCCACUGAGCAAUUUUGAUUCAGAUAUUAACUAGCUAGACUUUUUGAGGUGGUCUCAUAUUGUAGCUCAGACUAAUCAGACUUGUGGAAUUUCUCCUGCCUUGACCUCCUACCUGGGAGGGAUGGAAGUUGGGAACCAUCAUACCCAGCUACUCUCUAAAUUCAUUUCUACUUCACAGUUGAAUUUUUAUGAUCUAUGUAGCAUUGUGUUGUUUAUUUCUCCAGAUCCACCUAAGAUAUUUCACAGCUGUUCAAAUUCAUAAACUGAAAAUCCCUCUACUUCAACAGUGAAACCAAUGAGUUUGUGAAAUGAUACGGAUUUACAAUGUGGAAAUGUGCCGGGCAGUGGUGGCGCACGCCUUUAAUCCCAGCAAUGUGGAAAUGUGAGAAUUUAUGGGAACUAAAGGACUAUAGUUGUACCCAGCCAGUUUCUCCUGGAAAUUUCAGGACCUAAAUAAUUUUAUUACUUUAGGGCACUUUUUCUCCCUGUAUCCCUGAGCCUGAAACUCACUGUGGAACAGGCUGAUCUAAACUCAGAGGUACUCUGACCUCUGCCUCCCAGUGCUGGGAUUAAAAACAUGCACUAGCAUGCCUGCCUACAUAAAGCUUUCUUGACAGUUUACUAGAAUUCAUUUUUCUUGAUAGUUCUAAAAGAUUGACAGUGAUUUCCAAGUUCGUUAUAUCCUUUAAAACUAUAAAUGAUGUUAAGGAAAGUAAGACGGUAAGUGGGAACUAGGCAGAAUGAUGAAGACAACUGUAGGCAGUCUCCAAGUUCAAGUGCUUAGUGCAUUUUUAUCAUACAGAAGCAUAAAUGGUACAGGACCAAUCACAGCACUGAAUGAUGCCACAGUAGCAACAGUUUCUAGACAGAAUGUUUAUACACGAGUCAAGUGAUGCAACCACAUGUAACUGAGUUGAACUCAAUCUUAAAUACAUGGUUAUGACUCAGGUAAUUUAUGAGGCUUGCUGCAGACAAAUGGUUCCACACUAAAAGAUUCCCAGCUGGGGUGGCUGAUUCAAGGACCUGUAAUAAGCUGGGCCUUACUUAACAAGGACAUAGUAAAACUUGUUAAUUCUGGUGACAAGUCACGGUAUUUUUCUGGUUCACCUGUUCUUGUAUAUACUUCAUAGGACUUCCAGAGUAGUUCUCAAAACAUACCCUGCAGAGCCCAAGGAGUUUGCUACCUAGUGUCAUUAGCUUGAAUGAAAGGGAUUUUCUGUUCUAGUAUGUUCCUACUGAUGAUCUAUCUACAUGAACAAGGAGCCAUCAUUUCAUUCUCAGCCCCGCAUUCACAGCAAAGUCUCACUUGUCCUGAUGAAGCAGUUAAACAGCAGCAUUUUUUUUUUUUUUCCCCAGUGUAGGUAGGGGAAGGGCUUUGGGAACUGAAAACAGGGCAAUAGGAAGUCUUUUUAUGGAAGUCCUCCUUGGUAGGUGGCCCAUGCUCCUGUAGAUGGCCCCACAUGCUUUCAAACAGUGUCAGCAUUGAUUGAACUCAGUGCACUGUUAUGAAAAAGAGAUUAACCUGAGAGGGAGUUGCGUAAGGGUUGGGGUGCUAGGCUCAUAGUACAUUGUAUACUUAUAUGAAAUUUUCAGUGAAUAAAAAAGUGAUUAAAAACAU
Mus pahari (shrew mouse) is the source of this 2990-nucleotide messenger RNA. RefSeq names its product peptidyl-tRNA hydrolase 2 (gene Ptrh2). The record is from RefSeq and is a predicted model, not a curated record. The transcript has 2 exons. Bases 197 to 742 code for a protein of 181 amino acids. Gene Ontology annotation, molecular function: peptidyl-tRNA hydrolase activity. NCBI's taxonomy places the organism in Eukaryota, Metazoa, Chordata, Mammalia, Rodentia, Muridae. Gene Ontology annotation, biological process: negative regulation of anoikis; positive regulation of anoikis. Gene Ontology annotation, cellular component: mitochondrion; cytosol.